Molecule: messenger RNA, 2742 nt
Organism: Aspergillus bombycis
Lineage: Eukaryota; Fungi; Ascomycota; Eurotiomycetes; Eurotiales; Aspergillaceae
Product: putative mRNA splicing factor RNA helicase (Prp16)
Exons: 2
Coding region: 1-2742 (913 amino acids)
Biological process (GO): mRNA splicing, via spliceosome
Cellular component (GO): intracellular anatomical structure; spliceosomal complex
Molecular function (GO): ATP binding; RNA binding
Source: RefSeq, a predicted model, not a curated record
AUGGCAAGCAACGACAUGCCCCCAGCCAAAAGGCUGAAGAGCUCCAACCUACCGCCACCGCUUCGCGACGCGAAGCGCAAAGAUAUCGACAACUGGGAAACGAAUCGAAUGCUUACGUCUGGAGUCGCCCAACGACGAGACUUCGAUGCAGAUUUUAUGCCCGAAGAUGAGGAGGGUACUCGUGUGCAUUUGCUCGUUCAUGACCUCCGCCCGCCUUUCCUCGAUGGCCGCACGAUCUUUACCAAGCAGCUGGAGCCUAUUUCAGCCGUACGUGAUCCGCAGAGUGAUAUGGCUGUGUUCAGUCGGAAAGGGAGCAAGGUUGUGCGGGAACGUCGUCAACAGAGAGAGCGACAGAAACAAGCGCAAGAGGCGACGACAAUGGCGGGGACGGCACUUGGGAAUUUGAUGGGGGUGAAGGAAGACGAAGGUGACAGCGCUGUCGCUAUGCCUGUGGAGGAAACGUAUAAACAUGGGAAUAAAUUUGCACAGCAUUUGAAGAAAGAUGAGGGUGGUCAGAGCUCAUUUAGCAAGAGCAAAACGCUUCGCGAGCAGAGAGAAUACUUACCGGCAUUUGCCGUCAGAGAAGAUCUAUUACGAGUCAUACGGGAUAACCAGGUGAUUGUGGUUGUUGGCGAGACAGGAUCGGGAAAAACAACCCAAUUGACGCAGUUCCUGCACGAAGACGGCUAUUCGAAGUUUGGCAUGAUCGGCUGCACACAACCUCGUCGAGUGGCUGCCAUGAGUGUCGCGAAGCGUGUUAGUGAGGAAAUGGAAGUCGAUCUAGGUGAUCUGGUCGGUUAUGCUAUUCGAUUUGAAGACUGUACGACCGAUAAGACGGUCAUCAAGUAUAUGACCGAUGGUGUUCUUCUACGAGAGUCGCUAGCCCAACCUGACCUUGACAAAUACUCAUGCAUCAUCAUGGAUGAGGCGCACGAAAGAGCCUUAAAUACCGACGUACUGAUGGGGCUGCUGAAGAAGGUAUUAGCUCGGAGAAGAGACCUGAAGUUGAUCGUCACCUCAGCCACGAUGAAUGCAGAACGCUUUUCAAGAUUUUUUGGUGGUGCUCCAGAAUUUAUUAUCCCUGGAAGGACAUUUCCGGUAGAUGUCCACUUUUCCCGUACGCCCUGUGAAGAUUACGUCGAUAGUGCGGUCAAGCAGGUCUUGGCUAUCCAUGUUUCUCAGGGUCCCGGCGAUAUCCUUGUCUUCAUGACAGGACAGGAGGAUAUUGAAGCGACUUGCGAGUUGGUCGAUGAGCGAUUGAAGCUGUUGAACGACCCACCAAAACUUAGCAUAUUACCCAUUUACAGUCAAAUGCCAGCAGAACAGCAGGCGAAGAUUUUCGAAAAAGCGGCCCCAGGUGUACGGAAGGUGAUCGUUGCCACGAACAUUGCCGAAACCAGCUUGACGGUGGAUGGUAUCAUGUAUGUCGUUGAUGCCGGAUUUUCGAAGCUGAAAGUCUACAACCCCCGGAUGGGUAUGGAUACACUGCAGAUCACGCCGAUCUCACAAGCCAAUGCCAAUCAGCGUUCCGGACGUGCGGGACGGACAGGGCCUGGCAAGGCAUAUCGUCUCUACACCGAGGUGGCAUACAAAAAUGAGCUGUAUCUGCAAACUAUACCGGAAAUCCAGCGUACCAGCUUGUCCAACACGGUUCUUCUUCUCAAGUCUCUUGGAGUGAAGGACCUUUUAGACUUCGACUUCAUGGAUCCGCCGCCACAGGAAACUAUCUCAACGUCACUAUUCGAACUCUGGUCCUUAGGCGCGCUGGAUAACCUUGGUGAUCUCACGCCGUUGGGACGUCAGAUGACACCAUUCCCCAUGGACCCGCCGCUCGCCAAGCUUCUCAUAACGGCCGCCGAAGAUUACAGUUGCAGUGAGGAAAUGCUGACGAUCGUGUCUAUGUUGUCCGUGCCGAGUGUCUUCUACCGUCCCAAAGAGCGCAUGGAAGAGUCGGAUGCAGCCCGUGAGAAAUUCUUCGUUCCCGAAUCGGACCACUUGACGCUUCUCCAUGUUUAUACCCAGUGGAGAACCAACGGCUAUUCAGAUGGCUGGUGUAUUAAACACUUUCUUCACUCGAAGGCCCUGCGACGAGCUAAGGAGGUUCGCGAACAGCUUCAUGACAUCAUGACGGUGCAGAAGAUGCCGCUCGUCAGCUGCGGAACCGACUGGGAUGUGAUCCGCAAAUGCAUUUGCUCUGGAUUCUACCACCAAGCUGCCAAGGUGAAGGGUAUCGGCGAGUUCAUCAACCUGCGAACCAGUGUGACCAUGCAGCUGCACCCAACCAGCGCGCUGUACGGUCUGGGAUAUGUGCCCGAAUAUGUGGUCUACCACGAAUUGAUCUUAACCAGCAAGGAGUACAUGUCCACUGUCACUGCCGUGGAUCCCCACUGGCUCGCUGAACUCGGAGGCGUCUUCUACUCUGUCAAAGAGAAAGGAUACUCGCAGCGGGAACGCCGCGUAACAGAACUCGAAUUCAAUCGCCGCAUGGAGAUCGAGACCCAGAUCGCCGCAGACCGGGAGCGGGCUGCAGCAGAAAAGCAAAGAGAAAUCGAACGGAACGACCCCUUAAGACGGAAAAAGGAAGUCGAGGUGGGAGGUUCUGCCGUGCGACGUCCAGCCAUCACCGGUAAAAAGAUCGGGGGUGUCACAGCAUCGUCCACCUCGCGGAAUGGCUCUGGUGGUGGUGGUGGCAGUGUGGUCAAGAAACCACAGGUGAAGAGACGGCCCGGACGAGCAUUUUAG